AUGAAUCGUUUCGAAGGAGGUCUAAACGUUGACCUUCAGGAGAAACUAGCAGCACAUAUGAGCAAAUCCUAUCAGGAAUUGUAUGAUAGGGCCAUCAAUGUCGAACGCAAGACGAAACUUAGAAAGGAGGUGUUUGAAAUGGUAAGAGGAAAGGAAAACCUCAAGAAGGCCAAUCAAGCAACAUUUCACAAGAAGUUGAAUACUGGUCUGGAGGAAAUCGUAAUCAAAGACAAGUUCCUCGGCCAUAUAGUGAAAGAUUGUCCUGUUCAAGAACAACGAGGCCACAACGUGAACAACCAUGGCUUCACAAGGAAUCAAGGGAAUGGACAGAACUCCACUUAUAGCGGCAAUGCGAACAACAAUCGUAAUCCUCCGAGAGGACCUCCACAAGCUGGGAGAGUGUUCAUGAUGCAAAGAGAAGAAGCUGAAGCUGAUGAUACCGUCAUCACUGGUACUUUUCCUGUCCACUCUAUACCCGGUUGUGUUCUUUUUGAUUCUGGAGCUUCACAUUCAUUUAUAUCUACUGCAUUUUCUAGAACUUUGAAUGCAAAACCAUGCCCUAAAUUCUCUGCCAUGUCAGUUUCCAUCCCAAAUGGUGAAUCUAUCUCAUGUGAUGUCAUGUAUAGAAACUGCCCUAUCCUUAUAGGAGGCUAUGAGUUCCUAGUUGACCUAGUUCAAUUUGAAUUAACCGACUUUGAUGUGAUAUUGGGAAUGGAUUGGUUAUCCAAGUACCAAGCCGACAUUAAUUGCCUUAACCAUGAGAUAACCCUUAGAAGACCUGAUGGGUGCAAGGGUUGUUACGGAUACCUUUGCAAUGUAAUAGACCUAACAAAACCUGAAGUCUCUUUGUCCGACAUCCCUAUAGUAAAAGAGUACCCUGACGUAUUUCCAGAAGACAUACCUGGUAUGCCUCCGCAAAGAGAAAUAGACUUUAGCAUCGACCUUAUUCCGGGAGCUGCCCCUAUCUCGAAGGCACCAUAUAGAAUGGCACCAGCUGAAUUGCAAGAAUUGAAGAAGCAACUAGAUGAAUGCUCGAGAAAGGGUACAUCCGACCCAGUGUUUCACCCUGGGGUGCACCAGUCUUGUUUGUAA
Beta vulgaris subsp. vulgaris (sugar beet) is the source of this 1092-nucleotide messenger RNA. RefSeq lists its product as uncharacterized. Gene Ontology annotation, molecular function: aspartic-type endopeptidase activity. Bases 1 to 1092 code for a protein of 363 amino acids. Lineage: Eukaryota; Viridiplantae; Streptophyta; Magnoliopsida; Caryophyllales; Amaranthaceae. The record is from RefSeq and is a predicted model, not a curated record. Gene Ontology annotation, biological process: proteolysis. The transcript has 3 exons.